Molecule: messenger RNA, 964 nt
Organism: Fukomys damarensis (Damara mole-rat)
Lineage: Eukaryota; Metazoa; Chordata; Mammalia; Rodentia; Bathyergidae
Gene: Glyatl3
Product: glycine-N-acyltransferase like 3
Exons: 5
Coding region: 82-948 (288 amino acids)
Cellular component (GO): mitochondrion
Molecular function (GO): glycine N-acyltransferase activity
Source: RefSeq, a predicted model, not a curated record
GAGUAGGCUUGAACUCUGAUCCCCCUGCUUCAGCGUCUUCAAGUUUCUAAUUAAGGGUGGAACUGCAUACCUGUGGAGGAGAUGUUGGUGCUGAAAUGUUCUACCAAAUUGCUGGCACUGGAGAAAAUAUUGAAGCGUCACUUUCCCGAAUCACUCAAGGUUUAUGGAGCAGUGAUGAACAUAAACCGUGGGAAUCCCUUUCAAAAGGAAGUAGUAUUGGAUUCAUGGCCAGACUUCAAAGCAAUCAUCACCCGGCGACAGAGAGAGGCGGAGGCAGAUAACCUCGAUCAUUAUACUAAUGCCUGUGCUGUGUUCUACAAGGACGUCAGGGCAUAUCAACAGCUCUUGGAAGAACGUGAUGUUGUUAACUGGGACCAAGUUUUUCAAGUACAAGGGUUGCAGAGUGAGUUAUAUGAAGUUUCCAAAGCUGUUGCCAUUUCAAAGCAGUUGGAUGUAAAGCUAGCUUCCUUCAAGGCUGUUCGGUUUUCUCCUGUUUCGUCUUUGCCGGACACCAGUUUUCUAAUGAGUUCUCCCCCACGCCUAACCCAGCUGAGUGUUGCUGAUGCUGACCUACUGAACCGGACUUGGUCAAGAGGUGGCAGUGAGCAGUGUCUCCGGUACAUUGCCAGCCUCAUCUCUUGCUUCCCCAGUGUGUGUGUCCGUGAUGACAAGGGAGACCCAGUAUCCUGGGCUAUCACAGACCAGUUUGCCACCAUGUGCCACGGCUACACCCUACCCGAUCAUCGCAGGAAAGGUUAUAGCCGGCUGGUGGCCCUCACACUGGCCAGGAAGUUGCAAAGCCGGGGAUUCCCCUCUCAGGGAAAUGUCCUGGAUGACAAUGUGGCAUCUAUCAGCCUCCUGAAGAGUGUCCAUGCUGAGUUCUUGUCUUGUCGUUUUCAUAGGCUUAUUCUGACCCCAAAGCCUUUCUCUGGGAAAGCUCGUCCUUAGCCCAGUAAAACUCGAG